AUGAGUACGGAACAAGAAGAAUAUCUAGCUGAUGAAUCACCCCAAGGAUUGACCAUGGCGACACCAACAUUAUUUAACAAGAUAAAUUGUUGGCUAGCCAACAUAUUUGCAUCCUUCCUCUCAUUGCUCUCAAUGCCAAACCGACAAUCUCAUUAUAACAUUGUGCCCAUUAACCCUUACCAGCCUUUACCGUACCCACCAAGCAAAUCGAAACGCUCCAAAUCCCCCCAGGAGACGGCCAUAGUUUGCCCUUCGAGCAAUUCAGCUGGCUCACAGGUGUCAAGCCGGAAAUUUAAAGACGACCUUGCUGCAAUCAACAACAAUCUCCAAGGAGACCAACCUGCACCAAUCAACGGCUAUCCAAUUCCAAUAGACACUCAACAUAUGCUCAAUGGGCCGCCUACUCCUCCUGCCACCCAGCAGCCAAACAAAACUUGUAAUGACCCAGCGCCCCAACCUCCCAAUGACACUGGCGGCACCUGCAAUGGCAUACACGGAAGAACCGCCCCGCGUCAUAACUUGCGAAAGAAUGCCGGAUGCCCUGCGAAUGCAUGCAAGGCGUGUUGCUUGAUGUUGAACACCACCGUUCCGUGUUUGAAGCACAAUGCCAUGAAUUCAAUCGACCAGCGGAAACUGCAGACCAACCAGCGGAAACAACAGACGACUCAACAGACUCAACAAGCUGACAUCCUCAUCGCCUCAGCUGAAGAUGGAAAUGGAAACACAAUGAACCACCCAACUAAACAGGGUGACCGCAGCAUGGGACGUCAGGUGUAUAAGAACCGGCUCCCCUUGUCAUAUCUAGGAGAGUUUAGGGCCUUGCAGUUGUCAGAUCAAGCCGAAGAACGAUUACACACAGCGAAUGCUGAGCGAGCAAAAAGAUCGAUUGCUCUGGUAGUGUGGGGUUCCUCAAGAGACAAUCCACAUGAUUUCUGGGCCGGUAUUGUGAAAGCAGAUAGCUGGCCUCAAUUCUGUCUUUCACAGUCAAAUGACAUCAAAGCGAUGGUUGAGCAUCAGCUCGGCGCAGAAUGGAAUGGAGGCUUGCAAGUAUGGAGCGAAGAACAUCAACUUUGGCUUCAUACCCCCAUGGACAUAUUGGUGACGUAUCCAGUCAACACACGCAAACUGCUAGUUGUAUUUCCACGAGUGGAUCCCCUCAAAUGCAAGGAUAUUGUUAGCCAAUUAGCUUCGGUUUCCACUGGCGGCAAAAAAGAAAGAAUGAAUCUCACAGCCUUCAUACAGCAACACGCCUCUGAAUCACCCCAGAAGGAAAAGGGCAAGGGAAGGAUGGUCGAUCUACUGUCAUCACCCCCGACCCAAUCACUUUCCCCACUUGCCAAUAAGCAACGCGCAAGCACCUCCAAAAUCUCCACAGGCGAGACCUCAUCCUCAGCUGUUGAUAUCGAAAAACGAGGGUCACAACCGAACAAACGCGCUCGCUCACCUUCACCCAUUGUAUUGUCCGACAAUGAAACAACAGUUCUGACGACACCUAACGGACCAGUUCCAACCACACCUACAGGAUGGCCAGGCAAGACCGUCGUCACAAUGUCCAAAAUGAAAUCAUUCUUUGACCUGACUAUGGAACCUUGGAAUAAAACCAACAAAGAAGCUUUCAAAGCUGUUUUUGGGUCCCGCUACAACUAUGUAGAUUCAACUGUCUCAACAUAUCAACAAUGGCUUAAAUGUGUCACGUCAGCAAGACUUAAUCCUUAUGUAGCCAUCCAUGGCGACCAGCUCGUUAAGCAUGGCCCAAAGCAUUUCAAAACAGAGUGGAAGGCAGCUGACAAUCACCAAGCCGACCUGUAUUAUUAUAUUUCUGAUGUAUUAAUUACCGUUUCUAACUUGUUAUAUAUCUAUCAGCAAAUGAAACCAAAGAAACUCUUACGCCCAAUGUCAUGCCCCCUUUUAUCUUACUUGAUACUUAAAUCUAACAUUGUUUGGAAAUCUCACCUUGUUUUGUUUGGCCAAAAAUUAGAUAGGAUCAGAAUGCUGUCUUUCACUCAAUCAGCAUCCAAAAAGAAAGCUCCUCCACCUAGUACUCCAACAUCUGAACGUUCUCCCGGGGUCACUGACCAGACCCAUGUAUCUGAAAGUGAUGAAGGGACUCUUGGUGGCGUCGUCAAGAGUGCAGCUGAUCGUGUUUGGGACAGGAUGUCUGAUCCUGACACAGCAUCAGCUACCACUUCCACCAAUAAUGGGUCACCCUCUGUGAUCACAACGUCGACUACCUUACCAACUAGUUCUUUGGGUAAAGAAAAGAGUUGA
Molecule: messenger RNA, 2268 nt
Organism: Melampsora larici-populina 98AG31
Lineage: Eukaryota; Fungi; Basidiomycota; Pucciniomycetes; Pucciniales; Melampsoraceae
Exons: 8
Coding region: 1-2268 (755 amino acids)
Source: RefSeq, a predicted model, not a curated record